AAGGAAGCUCCCCUCUCUUGCACCAAUAGCACUCCAAGUGUAGUGCGGGCCUUUGUUUGACCUGUCAUUCAAUCUCUCGUUACAGUGUUAUUCAACCGCUUCCUUUAUGGACUCUGGCUUAACUUCUUGCCUACCAGAGAUAACUUGAAAAUUCGGACAAAGUCACGUGGCCGGCACUUCUCAUCUCAUCUUUUGUGACAAAAUGGCAAAAGACAAGAAGGGAAAGAGCGAGGGAAAGAAAGCGAAGAUAGCAGAAAAGAAGCAGAAGCAAGAAAAGAAAGGGGUGAAGAAGGAGAAAGUCAAGAACUCCAAAGCCAACGACAGCGAUGCCGAAGACGUCGACCUCGAUGCCGUCCUAGCAGAAUACGCCAAGAAGCAAGAGCAAUUCCUCAAGGUCACAGAGUCACCCUGUGAUCCACCAAGAUCUCGAGCUUCUUCUACCUUGAUUGCUUCACCUACGAACGACAACGAGCUUUUCCUGUUUGGUGGAGAGUAUUUCAAUGGAGCAUUGGCGACUUUCUUUAAUGAUCUCUACGUCUACUUGAUAAACCGAGACGAAUGGCGAUUGAUCACAUCGCCCAAUACUCCUCUUCCGAGAUCAGGGCAUGCGUGGUGCCGUGGCGGCAAUGCUGGAGGCAUCUAUUUGUUUGGAGGAGAGUUCAGUUCACCUAAGCAAGGUACCUUCUACCACUACAAUGAUUUCUGGCGUUGCGAACCCUCAACUCGAGAAUGGACCAGGUUGGAAACCAAAGGCAAAUCACCACCCGCAAGAAGUGGCCAUCGAAUGACAUACUACAAAAACUACAUCAUCUUAUUCGGGGGCUUCCAAGACACCUCACAGCAGACGAAGUAUCUUGCAGAUUUAUGGCUCUAUGAUACUCAAAACUUCGUAUGGCACGAUCCCAUGCUUCCGCUUGCGACGCAGAAGCCUGAUGCCCGUUCAUCCUUUACUUUCCUUCCCCAUGAAUCUGGAGCGGUGUUGUACGGAGGAUAUUCCCGAGUUAAGUCUACAGUGACUGGCAAGCAGACAAAAGGAGGUGGCCAGGCCCAACGCAAUGUCCUAAAGCCCCUGGUACAUCAAGAUUGUUUCUUCCUUCGGAUAACUCAGCCAGCCGCAGAGGCCCCACCCAAUUCUCCUCCUACAGUCAGAUGGGAAAGAAGGAAAAAGCCAGCUAACGCACCAAAUCCCCCGCGUGCUGGAGCUACGAUGGCCCAUCACAGGGGCCGAGGAAUAAUGUUUGGCGGUGUACAUGACGUGGAAGAGAGCGAAGAGGGGAUUGAUUCAGAGUUCUUCAAUGGCUUAUUUGCAUGGAACAUUGAACGGAAUCGUUAUUUUCCAUUGUCCUUGAGAAAGCCUCGAACCAACCAACGCAAGCCUCAAGAGACGAGAAGUGGCCGUCGUGGAAGAGGUCAGGCAAAUGAAGAUGAGCUACUACGCAAUCUCGCAGCACUGCAGACUGGAAAAUCACUGGCAGAUGCUGAUGAGAUGGAUGUUGAGAAGACGACAGGUGAUACGGAUGAGAAGCAAUUACCAGCCAAAGAAGUGCUUCAAGAGUUUCCUCAUGUGCGAUUCAAUGCUCAACUCACUGUACAGGACGAUGUUCUCUACAUCUAUGGGGGCACCUUCGAGAAAGGAGACCGAGAAAUGACAUUCGACGAAAUGUACGCUAUCGAUCUCGACAAGCUCGAUGGAGUGAAGCAGAUCUUCCACCGUGAGCCAGACAACUGGCUCGGAUCUGAUGACGAGGACAGUGAAGAGGAAGAUGGCAGCGAUGAAGAUGACGAGGACGAGGACGAGGACGAAGAGGACGAGGAGGGGGAUAUCAAAAUGAGUGACGAGAAGCCUCUGCACACAGAAAGUACUCGGAAGUCGAAGAGAAAGGACAAAGUCGUUGCUCCUGGGGACGAGGCUAACGAGAUGGCUUCGAUACCUUCUACUUUCGAUGAUACGCCUGACGAUGCCACAUCCGCAACUUCUCCCGACGAUAGCUUCCCACAUCCUCGACCGUUUGAGUCCAGAAGAGACUUCUUCCAGCGGACCGGGAAUGAGUGGCAAGAGGCGUUGAUGGCUAGCUUGAGGUGGAAGGGUAUACAACCCGAGACUUUGUCAGUCAAGGAGAUCAAGACUAGGGCUUUUGAGAUGAGUGAGGAGAAGUGGUGGGAUUGCCGCGAGGAGGUCACCGCACUUGAGGAUGAGCAAGAAGCUGCGGGAAUUGGAGAGGUUGUUACACUGGCUGAUAGGGCUGAAGCAAGUGGCGGGGUUGGAAGAAGGAGAUAAUGAAAAAAGAAAUUGUAAAUGAGAACGGGUCAACUUUUCCUUCCAGGCAAUGCCGUAACGUGAUAGAGACAACUCUUGGAGGGUGACCGUUCUUGCCAAGGUUAAUCAUGAAGAAGAAAUUAUGCUAGAUUCU
This is a messenger RNA of Hyaloscypha bicolor E, 2411 nucleotides long. Its product is annotated as galactose oxidase. The transcript is spliced from 3 exons. Gene Ontology annotation, molecular function: protein binding. The record is from RefSeq and is a predicted model, not a curated record. Bases 203 to 2278 code for a protein of 691 amino acids. Lineage: Eukaryota; Fungi; Ascomycota; Leotiomycetes; Helotiales; Hyaloscyphaceae.